AUGCUGAUGGAAUGUUUGGAACCGAUUUUGCGCCCUGCAGAUUAUAUAGGUUCGUUCCUUGUUUCUGGUAAAGAUCAUCACGAAAGAGCUGAAAUAGUGCGUCAAAAGUUGGAAGCAGCUCGCAAAUAUACCCACAGUAAACCAAUUAUCUUGCUGAUAUCUUUAAGUGGAGUUAAAGUUUGUCAUGAAAAUAAGGAGCGCGUUUAUAUGGCUCAUGCACUUCGACGAAUUUCGUAUGCUACCUGUGACCCAGAAAAUCUUCAGUUUGCCUUCCUUGCCAGGGAACCAAAAGCACAACCGAAUGUCCAAUAUUGUCAUGCAUUCGUCACUAUAACACCUGAAGCAGCCGAGGAACUGAAUACCAUAAUGGGAGAGGUUUUUCGCUUAGCGUAUGCCCAGCAACGUCUUCAUACAGUAUCUAACAAUCCUGUUUUGUUUCAUCAGUUUGGUAAGCAUAUACCAGUUUGUCAGGUUCAGAAAGCUCCCAUAACUGUCACAUAUUCUGUUUCUGCUAACCAGGAUAACUCAGUGAGCACAAAAUCUUCAAGUCAAGCUGUCUACGCUGUCAACGUAAAUCCGACCAGUCAAAUAUCCAUGCCUAGCAAACUUCUUCCGCCUUUACCAGAAGCUGAUCAUUGUGCAGCAAGUAACCAGACACCUGUUUCUGUCCAGUUUGAAGUUAACAAUAUUCCAUCAAGUGAAGUUUGUGCUGUCGGUGAUAGACAGAGAGGAAGUAAACCUCAUAAACAUAAACAUCACAAGCAUCAUCAUCGUCAUAAAUUACGAGAUGCAACAACAAGUACGUGUGAACAACUUUUAGGUUCGAGCGACUCUGUUGACCCUACUAUUAAAGUUAAUGAAUCGGAAGGACUCAUAAUGAAGAGUGAACAGAUAAAGCCACCUCCCCCACCACCGCGUUCUCAUUCAUCAGUAACUUCAUCUACGCAGCUGUCAACUAAGAAUAUCACAUCUACCCCAGCUGCAAAUCACCAAAGCCCAAUUUUAAAGCAUCAUGAAAAAUUACACGGAAUGGAAGUAAAUAAAACCCCACAUGAAAUGACUGAAGAUCCUACUGAGGUUUUACCGUUAAGACCUAAAUCUACGACAUCUGCACUGGCACAACACUUCUAUGAUAUGGCUGAUCAUCGCAGCUGUGGUGGUAUCGCUCCUGACAAAGAAACUGCUAUUCCAGAAAAAGAUAUGCAAGAAAGUAACGCUGAAUUUAUCAAUGAUAGUGCUCCAGCCAAUACGUCUACAGCAACAACGACGUCAUCAUCAACUACUGGGUGCUCAACCGCUACAUCUGGCUCUGGUCAUCCUGACUCCAGUUCUGAUAAUAGUUUACCGAUUAGCAAACGUUGUACAUGCACUCCAGGUUGCACCAGUGGUGAACAUACGUGCUCAAUAUUUGGUAAUAAUCCGCAUCCUGGAGAUUCGAAUCAGUUGCUGAAACCCACUGAACAGCACCUUCCCGUUCCUCCCACAUCUCCGUGCUCCACUCCAAACGUCCCUACACAAAAUGUUCCAGAUGAUAUCAAUGAGUUGUCGCAUGCUCCUUGGUAUCUUCCAGAUUUACCACGUGAAAAGGCUUUGGAAAUGCUUGCCAAACAACCUCCUGGAAGUUUUGUUGUCCGAGAUAGCGGAAGUCAUCCAAACAGCUUUGCGUUAUCAGUACGUUCUAGUAAUGGACAAGUAGCUGGUGGCUGUUUCCAUUCUAGACAACCACAUAUACCAGGAAAUCGAACUAAAGAUACAGCCUCCCAGUUGACAUCAGUUUAUCCAUCUUCUACAAGUGGAAUAACUCACUUUCUUAUCCAGAAGACAUCUGGAGGUGGUGUGAAACUCAAAGGAUUAGAUAAAGAAUGGCCAUCACUUGCUUGUCUUGUUUUACACUUAACUGUAAUGCCUGAAAUGCUCCCUUGCCCACUUCGACUUCCAAGAGCUGCAGCAAAUCCCACGUUCUCGCCUACUGACCAUUUUGUUGGUCAUAAUGACUUUGAGAAACCGCCUAAUGUUACCCCGUCACAAUUUCGUCCAACGUGCAAUGCCUUACAACGUGUAACAGAUACAAUUUCACUAGAUGAAGCUUUAGCUCGUCUAACAGAUGAAGACGAAGAUUAUCAGCGUUUAUCUGAUUUCUCUUCCAUUAUGGCUGAUUUAAAAUUACAGCCUAGAAAUGUGAAUAGAAAACAUAAAGUUUCAUCUAAAUCCGGUGGCCGUGGUAGAUAA
Molecule: messenger RNA, 2229 nt
Organism: Schistosoma curassoni
Lineage: Eukaryota; Metazoa; Platyhelminthes; Trematoda; Strigeidida; Schistosomatidae
Source: the annotation of a GenBank genome assembly